GUGGGGCAAAAAAAAGUUGAAGGUUUCUGACGGGAAGAGAAGAGCAGCGCGCCACUCUGGAUUUUGACGGGGAUCGAUCCCGCCACCGGUUGCUGGUUUUACGCUGGUCACCUGGAGCACGUUUCACUUCUUCCUCAAUCGGAGUUGAUGUGUUUUGCGCCUCAUGAUCGAUAGUCGCUGGGAUGGAAAUGUUGGAGCUGCUCGGAUGAAACCGGACCGAACCGAGGCUUCAGAUCACUUGGAAAUAUUUGCAAUCAGGUACUGUGUAUAUUCUCCAGCUCUAAUGGUAGCAGUUAGAAAAUCUCACCUGUGAGAGGACUGAAACACCUCACCAUGACAGAGGACCAGAAUCCAUGGCCACAAGGCACAGAGUGUGUGGCAAGGUACAACUUUAAAGGGACAUCAGAGCAGGAUCUGCCAUUUAACAAAGGAGACGUCUUGACAAUCAUUGUUGUCACAAAGGAUCCAAACUGGUACAAAGCUAAAAAUGCAGCUGGCCAGGAGGGGACGAUUCCAGCCAACUAUGUCCAGAAAAGAGAACGUGUUAAAACUGAUGGAAAACUGAGCCUAAUGCCAUGGUUUCAUGGGAAGAUAACUCGGGAUCAGGCAGAGCGACUCCUCAACCCCCCGGAGACGGGCCUGUUCUUGGUGCGGGAGAGCACCAACUUCCCCGGCGACUACACGCUCUGCGUGAGCUGCGACGGGAAAGUGGAGCACUACCGAAUCAUCUACCACAACGGCAAGCUCACCAUUGACGAGGAAGUUUAUUUCGAGAACCUCAUGCAGCUGAUGGAGCACUACACCAAAGAUGCUGAUGGACUGUGCACCAAACUUAUUAAGCCAAAGCUAGAGGAGGGAACUGUAGCUGCUCAGGAUGAGUUUUCCAGGAGUGGCUGGUCAAUGAACAGGAAAGACUUGAAGCUGCAGCAGGUUAUUGGAAAGGGAGAAUUUGGAGAUGUCAUGGUGGGAGACUACAGAGGAACUAAAGUUGCUGUGAAGUGCAUUAAAAACGACGCAACAGCACAGGCUUUUAUUGCUGAAGCUUCAGUCAUGACGCAAAUGCGUCACGAUAACCUGGUCCAGCUGCUCGGUGUGAUUGUAGAGGAGAAUGGAAGUCUUUAUAUAGUUACAGAAUAUAUGGCUAAGGGCUGUUUGGUUGACUACUUGCGAUCCAGAGGCCGUACAGUUCUUGGUGGAGAUGCACUCCUUAAGUUUGCCAUAGACGUCUGUGAAGCUAUGGCGUACCUGGAGACCAACAACUUUGUUCAUCGAGAUCUAGCAGCGCGAAACGUUCUCGUAUCAGACGACAACAUUGCCAAAGUCAGUGACUUUGGUUUGACCAAAGAGGCUUCUUCCACUCAGGACACUGCCAAGCUGCCAGUGAAGUGGACUGCACCAGAAGCUCUCAGAGAAAAGAAAUUUUCCACCAAGUCUGAUGUUUGGAGCUAUGGUAUUUUGCUAUGGGAGAUUUACUCGUUUGGGCGAGUCCCUUAUCCAAGAAUUCCAUUGAAAGACGUAGUUCCGCGAGUGGAGAAAGGAUACAAAAUGGACUGUCCCGAUGGCUGUCCUGAAGUCGUGUAUAACAUCAUGAAACAAUGCUGGAACCUGGAUCCUGGAGCUCGACCAAGCUUUCAGAUGUUGAAGGAGUGGCUACACCAUAUCAGUCAAAAAAAGUGAAUUUCACUCAGUUAUUUUUAUUUUCACAAUGUGGACCGAAAAUAAUGAUAAAAAUGAAAGUUUUACAGAUAAAAUUAUAUAUUUUCAACCACUGUAACUUUAUUUCAUAAAACAUGCUCUUCUAAACGAUGUCCUGUCAUGUCAAUUUGCUCAGACUGGGUUGGAUUUUUUGAAACUUUCUGAACUUUAUUAGUAAAAAUGACAGAUUAUCUCUACUAUUUGACAGAUUUUAUUUUAUAAAAAUAUCAUUUGUAAUUAAUAUCUAUUGUAAUGUCAAUGGCAUUUUUCAAGUUUAGAUUAUUGUUUUGAGAUUUUUAAAUGAAUUCAUCCAGUUUCUAAGAGAAAGUUCUUUUCCCUUUCCUUCAUAAAGAGGAACAUCAUUUUGAAAUAUUCCCUGCAUUGUAUCUCGCUGUUCUCAGGUACACAUGAAUGUUGAGCCAUUUUGUUGCUAGAACUAAAAUAAGUGCAAUUAUGCAUUGAUCAUGUAUGUGUUUAGCAACAUCACGUUUGCUCCACAGUCUGCAAACCACAACAUAGCUCACAUCAUACCAGCAUCCUGUUCAGUUUUUCUGCAUUGUUUUUGUUUAAAAUGUUCAA
Messenger RNA from Oryzias melastigma (Indian medaka), 2274 nucleotides. RefSeq names its product tyrosine-protein kinase CSK. The record is from RefSeq and is a predicted model, not a curated record. NCBI's taxonomy places the organism in Eukaryota, Metazoa, Chordata, Actinopteri, Beloniformes, Adrianichthyidae. Gene Ontology annotation, biological process: regulation of Fc receptor mediated stimulatory signaling pathway; adherens junction organization; protein phosphorylation. The coding region runs from base 334 to 1677 and encodes 447 amino acids. Gene Ontology annotation, molecular function: ATP binding; protein binding; protein tyrosine kinase activity. The transcript is spliced from 14 exons.